AUGUUGCCGGGACGUAUUAUGUUUGAGGGCAAGGAAGUAUAUUCUCCUAGUGUGACCGAAGAAUCGUUGUUGGUCUCCCGAAAUGAGUUCCAAGAAAUGAUGCAACAGAAACUAGAAGUAGUGGAAUUGCGAAGUCAGUUGAAGCAGGUCACUGAGAGAUUUCAAGCAUCUCGUCGUGAAUGUGAACAGCUGCAGAUGCAGUUGAAAGACGCGUGGUUGCAAGAGAUAGCAAUACCUAGUGGGAGUUCCAAGACGGACAUUCCCAGUACUGCUACUGUGACUACUAAUGGGAGUUCAACACACAAGUCGCGAAAGGGGAAGAAGAUCAAGUUGAGCUCUCUGGUCAGCGGCGUGACUUCGGUGAAGCCCCAUCAUCGAUCGUCGGCUUCUGGGGAGCGGUCGGUGCUUGUGGAAAGCACGAAGAGUGUUGCUACUGUCUCUAGUGGGGAUAGUGACAUUUCGGAGGAGGAGCUCAAUAGCGGUUCGGUGGAUCUAGAAGUGAUGGUUAGAGUUUUGCAAAAAAAGUGUUCCCAUUUGGAGAUCGUAUUGCGAGAUCUCAUGGAUGAGAGAGAGGACGAGUUGUCCAACACGAAGUUGCUCAAGGGAGUUGUUAAUGAGGAGCUUGCAAGUACGCGGACGGCGCAGUUGGAGGAAGCGGCGAAGUUGAAGAGGGAAGUUGAUAAUCUACGCAUGCACAAUGCGGCAUUGGACAGCAUGUACCAGACUGCAGUGAAGAAUCAUGAUUUAGCGUGCGCCCAGAGAGAUUGGUGUCUGGGAAGGCUGACUCAAGAGGAGCACUCUGCACCAGAUGAUAGCACGGCUUUGUCGAAGAUGCCCUCAACGCUUUCUACGGCAUCUAAUAGCACUUGAACCUGAGAAUAAUUUUGUGGCGCGCGACGGUUGGGGUGGCGCCCGUUGCAGGUCGUUGCAACAUUUGUGUUACCAUUGUUUUGGACGGCUCGAGAAAGGUGU
Messenger RNA from Perkinsus marinus ATCC 50983, 972 nucleotides. RefSeq lists its product as hypothetical. Bases 1 to 870 code for a protein of 289 amino acids. The record is from RefSeq and is a predicted model, not a curated record. The transcript has 7 exons. Lineage: Eukaryota; Perkinsozoa; Perkinsida; Perkinsidae.